Messenger RNA from Lottia gigantea (owl limpet), 348 nucleotides. RefSeq lists its product as hypothetical. Gene Ontology annotation, molecular function: guanyl-nucleotide exchange factor activity. The record is from RefSeq and is a predicted model, not a curated record. Gene Ontology annotation, cellular component: cytoplasm. NCBI's taxonomy places the organism in Eukaryota, Metazoa, Mollusca, Gastropoda, Lottiidae. The annotation marks the transcript as partial. The transcript is spliced from 2 exons.
GAUCAAGUGAUGCUAGAUGACAACUAUGCCGUAGAUUGUAUUCGACCAAAAUGUCUGGAGUUACAGAGAAUGUGUGAACAGUAUAAAGAAUGUAUGAGAAAAAGACAAGAAAUCCUCAACAAGUCCCAUGAUUUACAUGAAAGGCUAGAUAAGGCUAAUAAAUGGUGUUCAAGGGGUGUAGAUUUAUUAGCAAGUCAACCAUUAGAGAAUUGUCAAACACCUCAUGGUGCAGAAUUAGCUUUACGUGAUAUAGAAACAUAUCUUUCUUCAACUAAAGAAUUAAAACUCAACAAUCCAAGAGAGUUCCGACAACUAUUUGAAGAUAUGAUGACUCCAGAAACGAGAGUA